Molecule: messenger RNA, 1826 nt
Organism: Anguilla anguilla (European eel)
Lineage: Eukaryota; Metazoa; Chordata; Actinopteri; Anguilliformes; Anguillidae
Exons: 7
Coding region: 169-843 (224 amino acids)
Cellular component (GO): membrane
Source: RefSeq, a predicted model, not a curated record
GUAAGGAAAGAGUUAAUUGUUUAUCGCACCAGCUCGGUGCACCUGUGCUGCCAGGUUAUUGGAUAACAAAGGAUAGCGCAACGACUUCACUUGUUCCAUUAACAAAGAGUAAGUGAAACCUGCCGGUGGUUUCUACAAUCGGCUGAAGGGAGCAGACGAGAUCGGGGGAUGGACCGCUACAGAUACUUCACCUUCAACCAGCGGUGCACGGUGGUGUUGGCGCUCGUGCAGAUGGGCUGUGCGGCGCUGUGCGUCGCCUGCGGCUUCAUAGACGCCGUCUUCCGCCGGGACUCCGCGCUUAGCGAAACUAGGGCGCCCCUCUGGGCCGGAGCGGUCAUGGCACUACCAGGGAUUUUGGCACUGGUCUCCUCACAGAGGAAGAACCCUAUACUGGUGUACGCCAUGAUUGUGGCGUCCGUGUUGUCCUGCUUCACUACAGCUGCAGCAGUCACCUACGCCUGCUUGACCCUGAGCUACGGGGAAGAGGAUGAUGAGCUCUUUCACCCUCAUCACCUCAACAUCCCAAAUGCUAAGUUUGUCCUGAGCAGGACGGUGAAGGGAGCCAAUGCUACACUGCUGCUGGCCUGCCUCUGCAGCUUCCUGGUGACGGGCCUGAUGGCUUUCCUGGGCUGCCGGAGCCUGCCGUUCUGUGCGUGCUACGAUAGCACCACCGGCAUGGAGAUGCUGGUCCCCCAGAAUGACCACAGUUCACAGACAGAGCUGGUCUGUACCUGGCAAGGUGGCGAUGACAGGCUGUUCAAUGCUCCAGAGCAGCUCAGCGACAGGAGUACAGAGCAGCAGGACAACAUAGCCAAAGCCCCACCUUACACCAGACUAGUUUAGACCAGUUCUGGGGCCAUUGGCUCAAAGAGGUGCAAAUGUUAUAUAUAAUAUGUUUGUAUAGCCUACAUAUUUCAAUUUGCUGAACAUUUCUUCUUUAUCUUUUUAAUGCAAUUAUAGUUACUUUUUGUAAUGGAAAUCGAAUUGGCUGGAAAAUGUCUGGACUCUCGAUUUUCUGCUCUGCUUUUGUCAUACCAAAAGAAAGAGCCGAGCUGUUGUUGGUAGUAUUUUGCUUCUGUUGACCUUCUAAGAUUAACUGAUAUUUAUGAAUAAACCAUAACCUUGUUUGUAAUUUUAAAGUAAUUCUCAUAUGGCAGCAGAGUCUUCCUCCUCUGCCUGCUUUUGACUGAAGUCUGUGGUCUGGCUUCCUGUUUAAUAAAUAAGCUAUGGAUUUAUUUUACAUGGCAGUUUAUAUGUGGUGUACAUAAUAUAAAUUAUUUUAAACUAAUUUAUCUAUAUAGCCAUGAUGGAAAGAGUAACCGUAGUCUUUCCACCUGUUCAUGUAAGAAUGGUUACCUUCAAAGUUCUUUUCCCCUAUGUAGAAUUGUGCUACUGAAGAAUGGCUUUACCUUUGCUCAGAUGAAGGCUAAUAUGAAGACUAUAAUUGUGUCAUGCUAAACCUUUACCUGGUAUGCAUAUGGCAGAGUUCAGGUAAAGGCAUCUCUUAAUAUUGGCAGUGCCAUUGCAGAAGACUCAUUUGAAUCUGUAAUAUUUGCUGUUUGCAAAGACUAAAAUACUUUUUCAUUUGCUGUUUAUUUUAAUAUUUUUAAAAAUGGAAAAUGUGCCAAAGAAAUGAUUGUAUGCCUUUGCGAAGGUUAUGUAUGUUUAUGUACGCAUUUCAAUAGUCUACCCUCCGGGGGGGGGGGGGGGGGGGGUUCUUCAUAACCACUGGAGACUUGUGUCUGAACUGAUGUCAGAUGUGACUGUGCAUAUAUGAAUUGGAAUGUAUUUUUGAAUAUUUUUUUAAUAAUGAAUUUUUUGACAAA